Molecule: messenger RNA, 1767 nt
Organism: Penicillium olsonii
Lineage: Eukaryota; Fungi; Ascomycota; Eurotiomycetes; Eurotiales; Aspergillaceae
Source: the annotation of a GenBank genome assembly
AUGCCCCCUCCCAUGGACAGCGGAAGUAUCUACUCAAGUCAGUCAAUCAUCUUGAACAUGAAAGACCUCAUUACCAUCUCAGCCUUUCUGUUUGCCUCAGUGUCGGCGCUGGGGACCAGUCGUCACGGUCCAUCUCACCCCGAAGUCUCAGUCAAGAACGGUACACUCACUGGGGGUUACAAUUCGGAGUACGAUCAAGACUUCUUCCUGGGAAUUCCCUAUGCACAACCGCCUGUCGGAAAUUUGAGAUAUCGCCCUCCUCAAUCCAUCAACCAAAAUUGGACAGCGAGAUCAGCAACAAAGUAUGGGGCUUGGUGCCACUCUGCACCUCUUACGCUUCCAGGCUUCUCGCAAAAAGGAUUUUCUCACGAAGAAAGCGAAGACUGUCUGACUCUCAAUGUGGUGAGGCCCAAUGGUGCGAACGGCUUCAGCAUGCUUCCCGUAUUGGUUUGGAUUCAUGGUGGAGGUCUCCAGGAGGGCGGCAGUGCUGAUCAAAGAUACAACAUGUCUUCCUUGGUAGAAGAGUCUGUGCAAAUGGGCAUGCCCAUCAUUGGCGUCAGCAUCAACUAUCGUCUCUCAGGCUUUGGAUUCCUUCAAGGUCGCGCUGUCAACGAAGCGGGCUCUGCAAAUCUCGGACUAUAUGAUCAACGGAUGGCACUAUCUUGGGUUCAAGAAAACAUCGCAGCCUUCGGCGGUGACCCUCUCAGUGUCACCAUCUCUGGUGAAUCGUCCGGCGGCAUCUCAGUUGGUCAUCAUUUCCUCGCUUUUGGUGGGCGAGAUGACGGUCUGUUCUCUGGUGGAAUCGCCGAGAGUGGCGGCCCCCUUUCGCCUAGCGCUAUGAUCUCUCUCGACCAACAGGACGUACUCUACGAGAAUGUGCUGAGCCACACCAGUUGUAUCAAUGCUGCCGAUACACUUGAGUGUCUCCGCACUAUCCCCGCAGAUGUAUUGAAAGCGGCUUUCCAGGGCAUCUCAUACUAUCCUGUAGUAGAUGGUGCCAUGAUCGAAGGCGCACCUUCUGCUGCUCUGAGAAACGGUCGAUUCGUGAAACGUCCUCUCCUAACAGGCAGUAACACAAAUGAGGGCACUGCGUUCUCUAUACCCACGGGUCUCAUUGUGAACAAUGUGACCGAUUUUUACUCUUUUGCUGCAGCAUUUGAUGCAGGCCAUGGCCUCUCUCAAAACACGAUCCGUGAUUUGUCCGAAUUCUAUCUAAGCGACAUGUCCACCCAGGAGACCAGAGCUGGUCUUGACUCGGUUUCUCCAUCUCCUGGUCCAUCCUAUGGAUCUUUGUGGGGAAGAGCCACUCUAUACGUUGGAGACAGCAUGUUCCAUGCUGGACGACGAUACGCCACUGAAAUGUGGCGGCAAUACGGAGUCCCAUCAUACAGCUACCGUUUCGACACCGUGCCAAAUGGUAUCAACCCUAGAAUUCUUGGUGCAACUCAUUUCCAGGAAAUCCCCUUUGUAUUCCGGAACUUGGAUGGUUUGGGUUAUAUUACCAAUCCGCUCUCUUCAAAUUCCACGGAUAUUUCAAUCAAAUACAAUCACCUCGCAACCCUCAUGAGCCGAAUGUGGAUCAGCUUUACUGUCACUCAAUCACCGAAUUCCCAUAAAGUUUCGGCGUUCAACCUCACUUGGCCGGUCUACGAUAAUACUGCUCAGAAUAUGGUCUUCCGACUGAACGACACUCACCUUGAAAACGAUACUUAUAGAAACCAGGGAAUUCGGCGGAUUAUCAGCGCUUUCAAGGAAUACAAGAUUUAG